Molecule: messenger RNA, 3211 nt
Organism: Geodia barretti
Lineage: Eukaryota; Metazoa; Porifera; Demospongiae; Tetractinellida; Geodiidae
Source: the annotation of a GenBank genome assembly
GGUAACAAACAAUGGUGCGCUCUAUUUCAAAUAAGAAAGCAUGGAGACGGAAGAGAGAGGAGCGCUGCAAGAAGGGGAAGGAGAUUUGGUCAGAGAAAAUGGCGAUGGAAGCGAGGAUCCAGAUACGGGGGAAGACACAGUUAGCACAAGUGACGAGAAAGGAGAAGAAAACGUUGCUAGAGACGAAGAGAAAGUUGGAACGUCAGUGGUAGACACCGCAGCACCCACUGACGCAGUCAAUUCUGACCAUGACCCAACCGUGCACCAUCCUCUGUCUCUCUCCUGGUGCUUCAGCUUCAAUCAUUCCCUCCCUGUCCACAAUAUCUCCACCGACAGCAGAAGAAUGGUGUUCUAUGUUGCUGGUCACACUGGAGUCCUGUUUGACUGUGAGAACAACCGACAGUGCCUCCUCCAAGGACACGGCAACCCGAUCACUUGUGUGGGAGUCAGUGGUGACAAGAGAUGGCUGGUGACUGGAGAUCAAGGCCACCACCCACUGCUUAUCGUCUGGGACUCAUUCUCAGGUGUCCCUGUUCGUACAUUCUUUGAUGGUCUCGGGUCUGGGUGUGUGGCAGUAGCUCUGUCCCAUGACGCCCUCCACCUCGGCUUUCUCUCCUCGCAGUCCCCACAGGUAAUGUCCAUGUGGAGAUGGACUGAGCAGUCAGAGCAACCAAUGUGCUCCGUCCAAUUAACAGACCACACCCACCAAUCUCACCUGACCUUUCACCCCUCUGACCAUUCUCAGCUGAUCUCCACAGGAGAAUUCCAGGUCACCUUCUUCCUCUGGGAUGGACAGAAGCUCCACAUAGUUCAAACCAGAUCACUGAGAAGGAUUUCAACAAGCCUGUGGGAGUGUUCUCCCAGUCAGUGUUUGUCCCAGAGAGCGAGGGACUCGCCCUCACUGCUACCAGCCUUGGACUGGGCGUGGUCUGGGCUCCUCUAAAGAAUGGGAGACAAGAAACAAAGCCAUUGAAACUGAUGAGACUACACGAUCACCCAGUCACCACCAUCACCACCACACACAGUCUGGUGGUGACAGGCGACAGUCGAGGUCUGGUAAAGUUCUUUUCCUCCGACCUGAAACUCCUCCACUGGUAUGAAGGGAGGCUGGACUGCGGCCCCCUCGUCUCCAUCUCGUUUGCCCACCACAUACCCUCCCAGAAGAAUUCUCCUGAUGGCCGAGGGAGUGUGGGAGAGCACUAUCCAGCCCAAUCCACACUGGAGGCUUCUCCACUGGUGGUCCCCGACUUUACCCUCUCCUCCUCCUGCUCCUCCUCCUCCUCUUCCUCCUCCUCCUCCUCCUCCUCUUCCCUCGUCCACGUCACAGUCAAUGGAACCAUCACUGAAGUGGUGUUCAGAGGGCAUGGCUCGGCGAUCCAGUGUCUUGCAGCCCACCCCAGUCUCCCCCGGCUGGCCACGGCCGGCUACUCCACACUCCUCCAGCUCUGGGACUACCACAACAAGGAGGUGCUAGUGAGUCGAGAGUUUGAGGAACCCAACUACAUAGAGUGUGCGUCAUUUGACCCUCGUGGAGAGUUUAUAGGUGUGGGGUUCACCAGUGGAGUUGUACUGGUGGUUGAAGCUCUGGAGUUGAAGGACUCUUCUCCUGUGUUUCGUUACUCCCGGGAUGCCGUCUCCCAUCUCUCUUUCUCCCAUGACUCUCUCUACAUGGCCACUGCUGACCGAGACCACUGUGUGACUGUGUACACCAAACAACUGGUGGUGGGAGGGAGUGGGGACCCGGGGGAGGGUGGGGAGGGUGAGGAGGAGGAGGAGGAGGAAACAGUGACGUGGGAAUUCUUGGCAAAGUAUCGCUCCCACUACCAGCCUAUUGAGAGUCUCCUGUUUGGAGUGAGUCUGGAUUCAGAACUACCAAGACUCCUCUCCCUAGGCCAGGACAGAAUGCUGGUUGAGUAUGACCUGGAGCGAUCAACUCCAGACAACCUGCGUCUCCUGAGCACCGACCGUAUUGAGCAGAGUGCGGUCCCGUUGUCCCUCACCUGGUACCCUCCGGUCUCCAAGGAGUCCUUCCUCCUCCUCUCCAACGACCGUUUCAAACUGAGACUACUCAACUCCACCACCAAGAUGUGCCGCAAGAUGCUCCUCGGUCCAACCUUCGGCUCCCCGCUCAGAAAGCUGGAGGUCUUGUCAUCACCGGUGAAAUAUUCAGAGUCCGGACAGCAGCAGAUUCAAAGAUACGCAGCGUUCCAUACUUACGACAGGGUGGGACUGCUUCUCCUGCCUCAUGACGGAAAUCCUCACAACUCUCAGAGUCUCCUUGCCCACCCUACUGGGGUGACAGCAAUGGCGGUAUCGUAUGAUGGGAGAUAUGUGUUCACUGCUGGAGGGACCGACUGCACUGUUAACAUGUGGACCACCGACACACAGGCCCUGGAGGCAGCGUCUCACCUUGGAGGAGAGGAUCUGGAGCCAUUCUACGCCCUCCUGGAGGGAGGACGGUACGGAGAGUUCUACUCUGAGAUGGAGCAGUUCUUCUACUACGCCCAGAUCAAGAGCCAGGGGGUGAAGACGCGGGGAGUGAGACAAGUAUCUCCCACCGUCCCAGUGGACCAGGUCCCUGACCUCAUGAGAGCCCUCGGCUUCUACCCCUCCGAACAAGACAUUGACGACAUUCUGAACGAGAUAAAGUUCAGUGACUACAUCGAGACUGGAGCGUACGUUACGGAGAUAGACCUACCCACUUUUAUCAGACGUGAGUCAGAAUAAACCAACUACCUCCCCAUGAUACAAACCCAUGCAGUGUACAUCAACCAUCGUCCGGCGUUUGGCCUCUCUCCCCUCAACCUCAUUCAAGCAUUCCACGCCCUCACCACUAACGAGGAGGGGGAGGGGCCUGGGUCCUCUGUCGACAGAGCAACCCUACUCACCAUGCUACAAGAACAUGGAGAGCAUAUGACAGAAUCGGAGUUGGUGGAGGGACUGAUGACGCUGCUGGGUCACUGUCAAGACCCUGAGAGGGAUGGUGCGUUCGACCAAGACCCCGCCACUGCCGUACAACAGGGCCUGCCCGAGUCCGUCUCGGCCGCACACUUUGCCGAGAAGAUACUCCACCUGACUCUGCAGGCACCGCCUCAACAACAGUCUUAGUAGGUUGACAACUCACAAUGUCACCACAGGUGUACGUGUGACUUUGUAUACCCAUACUACUUCAUCACUAUACACACACAUGACCUUGUUUCGACAAUCUUUG